AAUAAACAAAGAAAGAAGGUUACGUUCCGAACAAUAUUUGUAGUCAUACGUAUGGCAGAAUGGUUCAAUGACAUUAUGUGCACUAUUUAGUUGAAAAAGAAACGCACACUUGAAUAAGGAAACAACAAACAACCAUCAUGAAAAAGCUGCUGUAUCACUUGAAUACUACACCUAUAAAAUAAGCUUUAUUACACCUUGAUUCGUUUUCACCUCCCUUCUACUUUUUAUUUCAAAAUGGCUAACGGUCGAGACUCUAUUCAAGCCAUCUUUAUCAAACAAACCGAAACAAGACACGAUCCCAAAGCCUAUACUGCUUAUCGUAUUGACGUACAAGCAGCUGUACGACAAUGGCAUAUCUGGAAACGAUAUUCAGACUUUAUCAAACUGCAUGAACAACUCUCCCAUACAUUCCCUCAUAAUCCAGUACCCGCUCAUCUACCUCAGAAACGUAUCUUCCCACCUACUUUUAACUCACUGGAGCGUAUUGAAGACCGUCGCCAAGGUCUAGAAGACUAUUUGCGCACCAUUCAAAGUUGCCGUGAUGAUCGUUGGCGUAAAACAGAUAUUUGGUAUCACUUUCUUGCCUUACCAGAGAACGAACCAAAGGCAACAUCAGCAGAAGGAUUGACGUUUGGUUCUUGGCUGGAUGAAUAUGAUGAGCUCUUGACGAUCUCAAGAGAAAUCAGGUCGUUGAUUAACAGUCGAAACGCGCAUCAAAGUCAGCAUGAAGUAUCGGAUGCGAUGCAGUGUGAAUUUAAGGCCAAAAAGGGGUUGGCGACACUGACUGCACGUUUGGCUAUCCUUGAAUCAAGUUUGAUGGAUGAUGGUCAUGUACAGUUUUUAGCUGAGGGAGAAGAGAGAAGGAGAGAAGAUAAACUGAAUCGUUUGAAAGUAGAACGUGAUGUGUUGCAGCAGUUGGUCAGUGCUACACGUCAAGAUGCUCAUAAAAAGAAAAAACCAGCACCGCCACCACCAUCAUCUGUGGCAACCGCUCAUUAUGGCGAUAUUGGAUUUGAUACCAAUCAUCAAGUACAGCGUGCUGUCACAACAACAACAAGUCUGGACGCUAAACCUAAAAUUGGCACAGGAAGAGCAUUUGGUUCUGCACUUUUGGAGCAACAACAAAAGAAGAAAAUGCUUGAAGAAACGGAGUUUACAAAAGGACUGGACAACAAGGAAUUACUGAACUAUCAAACACAAGUCAUGAAAGACCAAGAUUUGCAUAUUGAACAAUUCAGUGAAAUUCUAAGCCGCCAAAAAGAAUUAGGCAUUGCUAUUAAUCAUGAAUUAGAAAACCAGAUCAGUAUUUUGGAAAGCCUUGAUGUUCAAGUCGAUAAUACACAAACAAAGCUUGCUUUUGCUAACAAGAAGCUGGCAAAGAUCAAAUAAUGUGACUGUUGAAAAAUAAAAAAAAAAGCUUUAUGAAAAA
This is a messenger RNA of Gilbertella persicaria, 1429 nucleotides long. RefSeq names its product Phox homologous domain-containing protein. The transcript has 2 exons. The annotation marks the transcript as partial. The record is from RefSeq and is a predicted model, not a curated record. Gene Ontology annotation, molecular function: phosphatidylinositol binding. Gene Ontology annotation, cellular component: intracellular membrane-bounded organelle. Lineage: Eukaryota; Fungi; Mucoromycota; Mucoromycetes; Mucorales; Choanephoraceae.